AUGCCCUGCGGACAUCAUGACAGCUUGAACAAUGUCGAAGCCGCAUCAUCUAUGGAUUACGCGGCCACUCAUUUUUCGUUGAAUUUCAUCAGAACUUUUGCGGGUGCGAGUAGCGGUAUCGCCUCCAGUAUAGUGACCUGCCCCCUGGAUGUUAUCAAAAUGAAAUUGCAAGCUCAAGGUGGUUUGCGGCGAGAAACAGCCUCUUCUCUGCUUCCGCGCGCGAAUCACGGCUUACUCAGCAUUGGCCGACAGGUGUGGCGAGAGAAAGGAUUGAGAGGAAUGUACCAAGGCUUAGGGCCAAGUGUACUCGCUUACUUUCCUAGGUGGGCUAUUUUCUUUACUACUUACCAUCGAAGCCAUGAAACUUUCGAUGAAUGGUUUGGUGUUGGUAGCCAGUGGAUGACCUCGUUCAUGUCAUCGCUAGUAGCGGGCACUUUCUGCAUCGUUGCCACCAACCCAAUCCUAGUUAUCAAAACUAGACUCAUGUCGCAGACCAGUGUCUCCAACGGGAUAUAUGCAAGGCCAGAGUGGCAGUACAAGUCAGCAUUCGACGCAGCUCGGCAAAUUUACUCCAAGGAGGGUGUUUUAGCUUUCUAUUCCGGUUUGACACCAGCCCUACUCGGGGUAUCCCAUCUUACGAUCCAGUUUCCUCUUUACGAAAAGAUGAAGAGGACAUUCACGGGAUCAGGGCUUGGGGAGGAGAAUGAGGAAUCUCACUACAAUACGUCGGGAACUCUCAUGGCAGCCUCUUUCAGCAAGAUAGUUGCGAGCUCGGCGACAUAUCCUCACGAGGUUAUUCGAACUCGGCUUCACAUGCAGCAAAGUCUCAAGUCUACGAAACCAUCACCACCGUGGCACAGCAGCGUACUUAUGACCGCCAGUACAAUCUGGCAACAGGAGGGGUGGCGAGGUUUCUAUGCUGGUAUGAAGACGAGCAUGAUACGAGCUGUACCAGCCUCGGUGACCACCAUGUUUGUUUACGAAAAUGUUCUCAAUCUUUUAACGACACUUAAACUCAAUAGUGAAAGAAAAUUGGAGAAAGCAAGCUUAUAA
This is a messenger RNA of Penicillium nucicola, 1053 nucleotides long. RefSeq lists its product as uncharacterized. Gene Ontology annotation, molecular function: pyrimidine nucleotide transmembrane transporter activity. Bases 1 to 1053 code for a protein of 350 amino acids. Lineage: Eukaryota; Fungi; Ascomycota; Eurotiomycetes; Eurotiales; Aspergillaceae. Gene Ontology annotation, cellular component: mitochondrion. The transcript is spliced from 2 exons. The record is from RefSeq and is a predicted model, not a curated record. Gene Ontology annotation, biological process: pyrimidine nucleotide import into mitochondrion.